UCGCACUACUGGGCCUUCAGGUCUCAAAGAUAAUGGACAAGCCAUCAAAGAUCAGUCUUUGAAUUACAGGUAUAGGACUUCAGGGCAGGACCCAAUAAAUUUGAUCAUGUUUCUUGCAAGCAAUGCACUUCUUAGUUGCAAAAACCGGUAGUGAACUCCAAGACUGCCAUGACUUGUAUUUCUUGCAACUCCAUAACUAACACAUCAAGGGCUCAUAGCGACCACACACACACAUAUAUAUUGGAAGAAAACUAUCUGGUCUUUCAUUAAAGACAAUAAAGCAAGACGAUAAUCAGCUAAUUGGAGAUUCAGGAUGAAAUACUUGAACCUUCUUUCAUUUGUGUUCUUUAUUGUCUUCACCAGCAUCCAGGUUUGCUUGGCAGACUGUGAUAAUCUACAAGACUCUUGUCCAGCAGUUCCUCCUGAAAAGCAGACAAUAUUCAUCAAUGGUCUUCCCUGCAAGAACCCAGAGAAUACAACAGCUCAAGAUUUUAAAACCUCAGAAUUGAGCAACGCUGGCUCUACUGACAACAUUUUCUCUUCGUCCAUGAAGAUUGUGGGUGCUUCAGAGUUUGCAGGUCUGAACACUCUUGGACUCUCCAUCGGCAGAAUUGAUAUUGACGCAGAUGGUCUUAUAACUCCUCAUUAUCAUCCAAGAGCUACUGAGGUCAUCUUUGUCACCAAAGGUAAAUUGGUGGUUGGAUUCCUCGACACCAAAAACCAGCUUUUUCAGAAGUUUCUCUCUGCAGGCGAAGUGUUUGUGUUUCCCAAGGCUUUGCUCCACUUCAUUCUGAAUCGAGGCUUUGAAGCUGCUACAGUUAUCUCAGUGUACAGCAGCCAAAAUCCAGGGUUGGUAUCCUUCACUUCUGCAGCAUUUGAUAACACAUUGGAAUCAAUAGAGAAGCUAAAGAUAAGACUUACAUCACUCUCUGCCUCAGAAAUUCACAACGUUAACGAUUUGAGUUUGUCAGGAUUGGACAACAUUCACUUUUAGCCAUAUCAAACUAUUGUCACGUCAGUUCCAAAAUUAUAGUGGAAUCUUUUUUUUUAACAGUUUUACUAUUUAUUGAAUGAAUGUGUAAGUUUACGUUGGUGAAAUGAGUUCGUGGGCAACGUAAAUCGUUGUACCAAAUUUGUAUUCCAA
Molecule: messenger RNA, 1144 nt
Organism: Neltuma alba
Lineage: Eukaryota; Viridiplantae; Streptophyta; Magnoliopsida; Fabales; Fabaceae
Product: germin-like protein subfamily 3 member 4
Exons: 1
Coding region: 314-994 (226 amino acids)
Molecular function (GO): manganese ion binding
Source: RefSeq, a predicted model, not a curated record